AGCCUCUAUCUCUUCCACAAACACAUCUAGCCAUGGCAGGUUCCUCCGCUCCGGCAGCCAUCUCCUUCGCCCAUGUUCAGAUCGCUGAGAAGCUAACUAGGGAGAACUAUCUAUCCCUGGAAAGCUUAGGUCCUGCCACCGGUCCGAGGUGCCCUUCUCAUGGGUUUCCUUGACGGAUCGCGGGCAGCACCACCGGAGGAAAUUGAGGAGGAAAAGGCGGACAAGACUGUCGAGAAGGUAUGUAACCCAGCCUAUGCAGCGUGGGUGGCUCAAGACCAGCAGGUUUUGGGCUUUCUGCGCGGGUCUCUUUCCCGAGAGGUGUUGCUGCAGGUGAUGGAUCAUACGGAGAGCAGCAAGCCGUGGGCGGCGAUCCAGGCGAUGUUCGCCUCGCAGUCGCGCACCCGCGUCAUCCAGCUCCGCACACAACUCACAAACUCACGCAAGGGAGAUCUCUCUGCCACUGCGUACUUGACCUAGAUGAAGGGAAUCGCUGACCAGCUUGCUGCCGCGGGGAAGAAGAUGGACGACGACGAUCUGGUCUCGCAGAUUCUCUCGGGGCUUGAUGCAGACUACAACCCCUUCGUCUCGGCGCUCUCUACCAAGGUGAACGAGCAGGCGAUCACCCUCGCCGAACUCUUUUCCGGGCUCCUGGUGGCCGAGUCACGUCUAGAGGCACAGAACCAGGUGAGUCAGCAGCUGUCGGUCAAUCUCGUCGCCAAGGGUGGACGUGGCGGCGGCUAUCCUCAGGGUCGCAGCAACAGCAGCGGCAACGGUCGCGGUGGAGGAGGCGGGUGCUCCUCUGAUGACGGGUGUGGUGGCUAUGGUGGCUACCCCAACCAGCGCCAAGGCGAAGGCGGCAGUGGCAGCCAUGGCGGUGGUGGUCACGGUGGUGGAGGCUACCACAACGGCGGCGGCGGCUACUACAACGACGGCGACGGGGGCUACAACAACCAUACCCGCCCCGACGUGGUCAUAUGCCAAAUCUGUGGCAAGGCCGGCCAUGAUGCAUAUCACUGCUGGAAGAGGUUCGAGAAGAACUUCAAGAGGAAGGAGAAGAAAACAAACUCCGCAGCCACUUCGUACGGAGUUAAUACGAACUGGUACAUCGACACUGCAGCAACCAACCACGUCACGAGUGAGCUAGACAAGCUCGCUACCCACGAAUGCUACAGCGGCAUAGAUUAA
This is a messenger RNA of Triticum urartu, 1185 nucleotides long. RefSeq lists its product as uncharacterized. Lineage: Eukaryota; Viridiplantae; Streptophyta; Magnoliopsida; Poales; Poaceae. The record is from RefSeq and is a predicted model, not a curated record.